GUUUUCCCUGGCCAGCAAGGCUAAGCAGUGUGCAAGCUGCAGUGACCUUUAUGCACAAUGCCUUUCCCAAGGUUUAUCCAGCAGGACAACAAUUUGGUGGACACAGGCCCAGCUUUUGGCUUGUACUCUGCGUCCACAGGUAGCCCACAAGUGGACAAUAAAAGGAUUCAAAUGCUGGCAGAAACAGUGGCCACUUUGCCCCGGGGACGAAAGCAGAAUGCUUUGACCAGAUCAAGUUCUUUGGGUGACUUCUCCUGGCCACAGAGAAGGCUGGUCACUCUGGAAAAACAGGAUAAUGGAACAUUUGGAUUUGAAAUUCAGACUUAUCGACUGCAGAACCAAAAUACCUAUUCGGCUGAGAUGUACACAUAUAUCUAUAAAGUAGAGGAGGAAAGUCCAGCUUACCGCUCUGGACUGCAGACCGGUGAUGUCCUUGCCAAUAUCAACGGAAUAAACACGGAAGGUUUUACUCACAAGCAAAUAGUUGAAUUGAUAAAAUCUGCUGGAAACAGGUUAAGGCUAGAAACAGUUAAUGGAAUGAUGAUUCUUAGAAGGGCAGAGCUUGAAGCCAAGCUGCAGGUUCUGAAGCAAACCUUGAGGGAAAAAUGGGUGGAGUUCCAAGAUUUGCAGUUACAGGAACAGCGCCUGCUUCAUGGUGAUGCAGUGGACAGCUCAGGGCUGGAGAGCUUGCAAUCAGAAGACUCUUCAGCGGAAAUCUCCUCAGGGCUGGCCGCCUCUUACCAGAACCGCAACAACCGCCUCUCCAGCGAAAGCAGCUGUAAGAGCUGGUUGAGCUCCAUGACCAUGGAGAGCGAAGACGGCUACCAAACCUGCAUGUCUGAGGAUUCGUGCCAGGAAGCCCUGAGCCGGCAGACCAGCAUGGAGGAUGAGUGCUUUUUCCUCAAGGAUGGCGACACGGUGCUGAGGAAAUCUUCCACCAGGAGGAACAGGAAUGUCAGCACAGCCAGCAGUGGUUCCAUGUCCCCCUUGUGGGAGGGUGGCAGCAGCAGCAACAAUUUCGUCAGCAUGUUCGGGACUCUGCCCAGAAAAAGCAGAAGGGGAAGUGUUCGGAAACAACUUUUGAAAUUCAUCCCGGGCCUGCAUCGGGCAGUGGAAGAGGAAGAGAGCCGAUUUUGACAAGGGAGGAGCUCUUUUCAGAUGAGCUCAUCCCACCAAGAGCUGCAAUGAUAAAAACAUGUUGGAUGAUCUGAAGUUCAGCCCCACCCAGCUCAGUGGAAGUGAGGAGAUGGCUUAUGAAACUGACAUGUGACCUCAAGGCAGAAGUGGCCUUUAUUUAAAAGACAUCUAUUUUUUUGUUGCUAUUGUUGGGUUUUUUAAAAAAUAAUUUUUGAACCAACUAAAUUCAAAAAGGACAUAAGUCCCAGAUCUGUUCCAUACUACCUGAGUGACUUUGGGCAACUUGCUUAACCGCUCUGGGCCUUUUACAACUGAGGAUCUAUAAAAUGAAGUCGUUGGACCCAAUGACUCCGAUUAUCCCACUUAAAUAAAUUGUUGGGGACAGACUUGGUUUAUUAAUGCAUGAGAAAGUGUAUGCCAUAUAUGGUGUUGCCUCUGUAAAAGAGGGGAUAUUUAUUAUCUAAAUUAUCCAUGUGAAAAAUUAGCUUGAGACUUUUCGACUCAAAUCAGAAAAAAAAAAUGGAUGCCUCCAGCAGUAUGACUAUUUGGAAUAUCUUUUUUUUUCCUUCCAUAGACUGUUUAGUGGGUUUGCCUAAGACCAAAGGGCAGUCCAGAAAUGCUUAAAAAUCAAGGAAUUGCAAAAAAUACAUAUUUAAAUGUAUAAAUUUAUAGCAGGUAUCAGAGACCAGUAAUUCUCCAUGCCACUGAGGGACAGAAGAAGAGAUGAUCAUUAAAGAUGUGUCAGGCUGAAUUUAGCUUGGGAAUCAGGAUACAUUUCCUGACAAAGAGGGCUGGUGAGGGUAAUUAUUAAUUCUCCUUUCCAUAAAACCUUUAAAAACAUGAGAGAUUCUCAUCUCUCAAGGCUAGUUCAAGUGUACUCCUUCUUGAAGAUAUGGAAUAGGGAUUUAAUCUCUUCACAACAUACUUAGGUUUUGUAAUGAUUUUCUCUCUAUUGUCUUAAGGCCUAAGAAAUUUGAUUCCAAAACAUUUCUCCUUGUCACCUCCCUUAUUCUAGUUGUGCCCUUUUGAAUGCUCUUUUGAGUUUACUAGCCAUCAGGGUGCACAAUCACUAAGGCUUCAUAGCUCCUGAAAUGCAGGUGAUUAUUAUUUUCACCCUAGAUUAAAUCAUUUGAGCUCUCAGCAAUACUCUGUUAGUUUUUCAAAUAUUGCAUAUUUUUGGGGGUAGAGGAGAUUAGGGAGAAGAGAAAGAGGAGAUUGCAGAGUAUGUAUGGGUCUAUUACCACACAUGAAUAAACUCUUAAAAUAAUUUUAGAGUUUUAUAAUUUUGCUAUAAUUUUCCUAAAAGGGGAACAAGCAGGUAGAAUUUAAAAAAAAACCUCAUUGGCAUUUACAAUUAAAAAUCUUUUCCUAUUGUAAUAUUUAAAAUUCCUUUUACAAUUCAUAGUAAUAUAGAAUUUAGGUGAAAGAAAUGUAUAAUUGGGUUUCCAAUAAAUAUUAUUUGAUAUUGCUUUGGUGCUACCAAGUUUUCAUAGGACACUCCCCUCUACCAUUAUGCUCCCAUGAAAGGAAGGAUUUAAAAUAUACAGGUUUGGGGUAUUGCAUAGAUAUGUUAUAUUUAGCCAUUAUUUUCUAUUCAGGGAAAAAUAUGUGAAAAAAAAAAGUUCUGAUCGUUUCUGUUAUUUGGGACAUCCACAAGCAAGAUUUCUGACCUGUUCAUUUUGAGGGCAAAUGAUACCUUAUUUCUUACCAAUAAAUUAUGCUC
Messenger RNA from Dromiciops gliroides (monito del monte), 2860 nucleotides. RefSeq names its product cytohesin 1 interacting protein (gene CYTIP). Bases 58 to 1137 code for a protein of 359 amino acids. NCBI's taxonomy places the organism in Eukaryota, Metazoa, Chordata, Mammalia, Microbiotheria, Microbiotheriidae. Gene Ontology annotation, molecular function: protein binding. Gene Ontology annotation, biological process: regulation of cell adhesion. The record is from RefSeq and is a predicted model, not a curated record. The transcript is spliced from 8 exons. Gene Ontology annotation, cellular component: cell cortex.